AUGGCAUCUUGGGGUGCUUGGGGUGGUCGCCGUGGUGGAAAAUUUGUGAACGGCCGCGCUGCAGGGGCCAGCCCCAGAUGCGUGCGGCUGAUCCUGACAACAGAGGAGGGGCGCCUUUGCAUGCACUCUGCCGACCGCGAUGGGGGGACGCCGAUUGCCAUCGCAUCAGCAACGGGUGCACUGGAUGCGCUCGAGGAGCUGCUGCGUUGCCCAGAAGGACUCAGGCAGGUCCGGGAUCCUCCACCGGAGCUGCAGGACUUUCUGCCUUUUGCAGCGGCAGCUUUCCGUGGCCAUGUCGACUGCAUGCAGAUGCUGCUGGAUGCUCGGGCGAUGCCGGAGCUUCGCGCAAAGAGCACUGGCAGGUCUGCCAUGGACUUCGCCGUGAUCGGACAGGAGCUGCCCACUGCCGAGCUCUUGGCAAACCAGCUGCUGCCGGGUGCCGGCACAACUGCGAUCUUUGCAACAGCUCUGACCUGGGCUGUGCACACUGGAGUGCCAGGCAUGAUUCGACUGCUUGCUCAGCGUUGUCCGGAGGCCUUGCAGAGUCAGGACUUUAUCCACCUGGUCUUGAUGCACGGGCCAAGCAGCCGUGCCGAGGUCACGUGA
Molecule: messenger RNA, 606 nt
Organism: Symbiodinium necroappetens
Lineage: Eukaryota; Dinophyceae; Suessiales; Symbiodiniaceae
Source: the annotation of a GenBank genome assembly